Messenger RNA from Acanthosepion pharaonis, 456 nucleotides. Lineage: Eukaryota; Metazoa; Mollusca; Cephalopoda; Sepiida; Sepiidae. The record is from the annotation of a GenBank genome assembly.
AUGUUUGCAUCACUUUCUUCUCUUCGUAUCAUCAUCUCAAAUACAACUCUCUAUGUCUUUUUCUUGCUUUCUCCUCUUCCUGCUAACAUCUUAGCCAUGGUAAUAUUUUUCUUUUCCUUGCUUUCUCCUCUUCCUGCUAACAUCUUAGCCAUGGCAAUAUUUUUCUUUUCUUUGCUUUCUCCUCUUCCUGCUAACAUCUUAGCCAUAGUCAUAUUUCUCUUUUCCUUGCUUUCUUUCUUUCCCCAUCAUCAUCUCAGCAAUAAUCUUUUUAUUUCUUGCUUUCUUUUUUCUCAACAUCACAUCAGCCAUAACUAUCUUUUAUUUUAUUUUUUCCUUUCUUCUCUUCACACCAUCAUUUCAGCCAUAAUUAGCUUUCUUUUCUACACAUUCAGCUAUGACGAUCUGCUUCUCUUUCUCUCUUGUUUUGUUUUUUUCCCACUAUUAUCUCAAGCAUGA